UUUCGGAGACCCCCCCCCCACCCCCCAGCUGCCUUACCGCUGUCGUGCGGCUCGGGGCUCGGCCGGGGCUGGGGACAGGUGGUGGCGGUGGCGGCGGCCGUCGGAGCCGGUGCGGGCGCAGACCGCGGCAGCCUCCCUCGGGGGCGCGGGGGGAGACCGGCGGCUCCUCUCUGCCGCUGCCCGGAGUCUGCGACUUAAAUAGAGGCUGUGUUUUGUCAACAGCUCAUUCUACUGGCUGGCAGGUUGGCUGGCUCAAGGACUGAGCAGCGGAACUGACCAGCUUGUUGGAAGAUGACGUUUACUCCCGCUUAAAGCUGCUAUUCUUAAAACAAACAGUAGAAGAAUGUGGGAGAACUCAAGCCUCCGCUGCCUUUUAGCACUAGCUAUUUUGUGCUUAAGAAGCUUAGUAUAUAGCCAAGAGAUAGGCUCUCUAGGGGACCCCCAGAAUUUGAAAUGUGUAACGCACAAUUUACACAAAAUGCUCUGUACAUGGGAUGUCUCUUCUAGAGGAAGACGUGGACAAACUGACUUUUGCUAUGCUACCAACGACCUUACCCCUCAAGUGUGUUUUAAAACUAAGGAGAGAAGGGUUGAGAUUCCAGUCCCAGAGAGCUCCAUCACAGUGACAAUCAAAAGCCCUGGAACUGCUUUUGCCACCAAAGAAUUUGUAAUUCACCAGAAAGACAUCUCCUUUGUUCCUGCCACUCCACACAUUCUUAGUUUAACGCCUGACUUUCCAACUUCCACAUUAAAUCUGAAGUGGAGUGAUAAUGGAUUGGUCUUCCCAUAUGGACUGGAUGCCCUUUGGCAGAUUCAGAUACUUCGAAAAGAAGCAAUGGAAGAAGUUACACAAGUUACUUACUACUCAAAACUGACUCAUGAAGACAUCAUUCUUUCUUGGAACUGGACAUCAGAUAUGCCUUUGGAGUGUACUUCACACUAUGUGAAGAUUCGCUGUUACAUUAAUGCAACACAGUUUGUUGGCCCCAAGGAUUGGAGUGACUGGAGCCCAGCAGAAGUGAUCCCUGGAAAAGAUACUGAGCCCGGUGGGAGUGGAGUGUUUCCUCUGGACACUGUGGUGGCAGUAGGUUCAGAUGUGACAUUUUGUUGUGUCCAUGAAGAAGAUCAGCGCAUAACAAAUAUGACUUACGGAUCAAAAUCCUACACAAUGAUGCAACUGAGCAGUCGAAGCCAUGCCAUCAGAGUGCUAAAUGCCAGUGCUUCUAAUAGCAGCGGGACAAAUGUAGUGUGCAGACUCGAAAAUGGGAUGGAUGGAUCUGUCGUUUUUGUUGGAUAUGCUCCUGAUAUUCCCCAAAACCUCAGCUGUGAAACAUCCAACUUUCUGAUAAUAAAAUGCACCUGGAAACCAGGCAGGCCCAGUGGACUAUAUGGAGAACGAAAAACAAAGUACAGUUUGUUUGAAAGAAUAUCUAGUAAAAAUGUUUCAUGCGAAGUCAAUGAAAUGAACAGAGACCGUGUCUGUGGCUUUCCAGUACUGCCUGAUCAAAAAACCUAUGAUUUCAUAUUAGAUGUCUCCAAUCCUAUUGGGCAAGCACAGUCAUCUCUUUUGGUUGAUAUAACUCAAAGAGUUCAUCCAAAACCCCCAGAAAAGUUAACUGUUAUUGGAAACAACUCUACAGGCAUCCAACUGCGUUGGUUUAUAAAUGGCAGCUUUGCUGGGAUCAGGCUUCUGUGUCAAAUUGAAACUACCAGUGGUCACUCUGAGAAAAAACUGCAAAAUGUCUCCAUGCCUGGUGGGAAAUCCUCAAGUUACACAGCUCAGCUGAAUGAGUUGUACCCAAACACCAAUUACCAGUUCAGGGUGCGCUGCUCAGCUGCUGACCACUUCUGGAGGUGGAGUGACUGGAGCAGGGGAGUGGACCAGACAACAUCAGAAGCCCCUCCUUCAAGAGGACCAGAUAUCUGGCGAGAGAGAAGUCCUUCUGGAGAAAGCCUAAAAGUCUUCUGGAAGCCCUUAUCCCUUUCUGAAGCCAAUGGAAAAAUAGUGUCUCAUGAAGUGUCCUGCUUCCUGCUAGAGACACUACUGGAGCAUAAAGUAGUCACUGAACCCUCAAACAGUACCGAGAUAAAACUUGGAAAAAGUGAUUGUAUAAUUAGUGUUGUAGCCAAAAACCAUGCAGGCUCAUCUCCCCCCUCAAGGAUAACAAGCGUGGAACUUCCAAGUGACAAUGUCACAACAGAUCAGGCCGUGGCAAUGGGGAAUGGAAUUAAUAUUUCUUGGGAUUCUUACCCAGACAUGACCUGUGGCUACACAGUAAAAUGGUGUCGUUCAUCUGGGUCUGAACCAUGUAUUGUGGACUGGCAGAAAUUUCCUUCAAAUACAACAAAUGCAGUGAUAAAAUCUGCUCUGUUCAAACCUGGCGUGCGAUACAACUUUUCACUGUAUGGCUGCAAAUCCACUGGAUAUCAGUUGUUGAAAAACAUAACUGGGUAUAUGAAAGAGCUGCCUCCAAAAACUGCACCAAAUUUUAUUGUUGAAGAAACUUCUUCAGAUUCUAUAUUGGUAAAAUGGGAAGACAUUCCUGUUGAAGAAUGCCGAGGCUUUUUAAAAGGAUAUCUUCUUUCCUUUGCAAAAGGUGAAAAAGAUGCUUUAAAGCCCAGACUUUCAGAAUCAGGGAAUCCAGAACUUAAAGUUAACAAUAUCACUGACUUAACAAAGAAGUCUAUGAAAAUACUUGAUCUUCAAGGCAAAACAAGUUACCAGCUGGAACUACAAGCCUACACAGCUGGUGGGUUGAGCCCUCCAAACAGCCUCUAUGUGGUGACAAAGGAGGACUCUGUAGGAUUAAUCAUUGCAAUUCUCAUCCCCGUGGCUGUGGUGGUGCUGCUUGGAGUGUUGGCCAGCAUCUUCUGCUACCGAAAGAGGGAAUGGAUUAAAGAAACAUUUUAUCCAGAAAUCCCGAAUCCUGAGAACAGUAAGGCACUGCAGUUUCAGAGGAACAUCUGUGAGGGGAAUAAGACACUUAAAACACUGGAAAUGAACCCAUGCACCCCCAACAGUGUUGAAGUGGUGGAAACACAGUCUACAGCUCCAAAGAUUGAAGACACAGAGAUGAUGUCCCCAGCAGCAGAGACCACUGUGCCUGAAGAUGGCUCUGACUCAGAAAUGGAGAACCAUGUUGUUGUGUCCUACUGCCCCCCUAUCAUUGAAGAGGAGAUCUCAAAUCCCCCUAUGGAUGGACCUGGGGGGUCAUCUCAGGUGGUUUACAUUGACAUCCAGUCAAUGUAUCAGCCUCAAAUUAAACCAGAGGAGGAGCCAGAUAUAGACUUAGUGACUACAGCAGGCUAUAAGCCACAAAUGCAGCUGUCUAUCAGUGCUCUGAAAAUGGAGGGUCGUUCACCUGUGGAGGAAGAAUUGGAUAAAACCACAGGUUACAGACCUCAAGCAAACACAAGCACCUGGAACAUGGGCACUCCAGACUCUCCUGGAUCAGUUGAAAGCAACAAUGAAAAUGCAUCUUUUGGGAGCCCAUGUUCAAUUAAUUCCCGACAGUUUCUCCUUCCCCCAAAAGAUGAUGAAGACUCUCCUAAACCCAUUAACACAGGGUGGUCCUUCACACACUUUUUUCAGAACAAACCAAAUGAUUAACAGUGAGUCCUCACUGAAUGUGAACUUGCCUUCUGAAUAAGCUUUUAUUCCUGAUGUUGUAAAGAAAGGAAGAAGAAAAGUGCAAAAGGCAUGAAUUAUUCUUGGAGACAGUCAGCAGAAGUUCUAGUGAGCUGAAUGUUACCAUGUUUAAGAUAGUCGAAGUGUUAAUAUUCCAUUGUAAUAGAGGCCGAGAGGCCAAAAUUAUAGCAAUUUAGUUAUUACUCUAGUAAAAUAUACUGGAUGUAAGGGGUACUGAAGUUAAAGCCCCUGAUAAUUAUAGUCAAAGAACUCUGCCUACCUUCACAUAGUGCUCCAAGAUUAACAUGGUCUCAUGCAAUUUAUAACUUGGAAAGGUUGCUUUGCUUUGUUGUAGCUGUUCUCAACUGUGCAGACUCAAAUGAUGCAGCACCAACAGGUUUCCUUACUGAAGGCUUAAUUUAUCACAAACCUCAGCCUAGGACACGGAAACAAUAUGGUUGGAAACUGUUGAGAUCUUUUGCCUAGUUAUAAACUAAGAACAAAUGAGAAUGCUAUUUUUUUUCUUCUCCUGUAUGGAAGGUUAUUGUCACUGUUUAACACUUACAAAGCAAUGGCCAUUCAAAUCUGUUGCUUUUUAACUAGACACUAAUUUCUGUACCUACUGUACAAUGUUUAUUAAAUGUUUGACUCAGGGGUACAAACUUGGGGGAAAAAAGUGUAACACUGACUUAAACCUCAACAAGAACUGCAUAAAGUUUAAAAUUUCCUUUUUUUAAAAAAAACUUAGAAUGCUCUAUAUUUUUUCUAUCCUUUGGUUAAGGAUUUAAUCUUUCCUAAUGUAUUGCACUAAUGCAUUUUGUAUUUCAUAGCUGCUGGUCUGGAUCUCCUGCUUCGAAGUGGUACAGUAGUCCAUUCAUCCUCAGAGUUCAGCAGUCUUUGCACUAUGCAGUAAUGUAAGCCACGGGGAAAUCUCUGUCUACUCACCUUAGCUGCCAUUAGAAGCAGUUUGGCACAUGAAAUUGGAGGUAGUAGGACUAGCUCCUUGAUAAAAAAUUGCUCUUCGGAUGGUCUUUAUUGUAUUAACUUUGUAUUACCUGCUGCCUGGCUGAUCUUAGGUGUCAACAGGACCUUCUGCACAAAUCCUGCCUGGGAGUACAAGGUAGGAUUUCUCUAGUGGCAGAGAGAAACCCAGGGAGGUUUUAGUGCCGCUAAUUCUACCUCUCCUUUACCAGAUAUGUGAUGCAAAGAAAGCUUCAAUUAUGUUCAUUUGUGUGCUUAAAGGAGUGUUGAGAACAAUCAUCUUUUAAAAUGCUUGUUUUCACAUGUGCCUCUCUAGACAGCUGUAACUGUAACACUUUAUUGUGUAAAUUUCAGGCUGUGGCAUACAUGAAUUUCACUAGCUCACAGGAGAAACUUUCAAGAAACUUACCUGUUUCUUGCUGUAAAACACAGUGGUGAGGCAUCAGACCUUGGAAGAGCUUGAUCAAAGAGGGUCUCCAUAAAGUCCUAGCCAAAUCUAUUUUUUUUUUUAGCUCUCUGUCUCCUUAGUUACUUUGUGUUUUGGUUUGGUUCUGUUUUUUUUUAAUAAAUAAGACAUGGGAAUGGUUUUAUAAACAAAACAGAUACAGAAACUGAAUUAGCUAGGCUGCUAGUUGAAAACGUGUGAGAGGAGACCAGGAGGAUGACUAUCAUGACAGAGAUUUGGUCUCCAAACCACAUGAUCUGGCCAUCAAAAUAAAACCAAGCAUUAGGUUAAACCUAAUCAUAGCAAUGCAUUCUGCAGUUUCAGAGGCUGGCAUGUCUCUGCCAUCUCCAUAGAAUGAAAGUGUAGAGGUGUUUCAAAACUGACAAAAAGGCAGAACACUAAAUAGUUACCAUAACCAGUAACAACUGCCUGUGUGUGCCUCCUGGAAGAGUGAACUGUGAAGAAGUAAAAAACAGACCAGUCUGCAGGCCUGGCAGAGUGCAAGGUGUCUCUGAAAGAACAGAAAGUGCACAUUGGAUUCAGCUAUUGAGCCUUGGAAAUAGCUAAGCUAUGAGUGAAAAGACAGUCAGUGCAAAGAGCUGACGUCCAUUUGUGACCAGGAAUCAGCACAAGGGGAGUGUCAUAGCCUAUUACUCCGAACAUUAAACCAACACAUGAAAGGAAGCAGUUAUGCCUUUUUUGAUUGAUUGCUGGGGGAGGCUAAAUCCUAAUAGUAAUAACUGUUUUUCAUAAUUCUUUUUUAGAGUAUUUCUUUUCACUAGUGUAGAUUUGGCUUAAUGUGUCUAUCUCCUAAGAUGAUUGUUAGUUUGUGCUGCUAUAUGCUUUUAAUUGAAAGCAGAUGAUGUCAUGGACAGUGUGUAUGGGUAGUGGUUUGGGGUUUUUUUAUAGAGCAGUUUCUCAAUGCAGAGGAGCAAUCAGUAUUGUAUGGUGAUUCAAAUGAAAAAAAAACCCCUCUGUAGUGGAACAGCUGACCAUGAAGAAUAACUGUGCUUUUCUGUUGGCUGUGUAUUGCUAGAAGCAAAAUCAAACUGUAGUUUGAGAGUACUAGCAAUUUUUAAUUUGGAGACUGGAAAUCAGGGCAGCUGCAGAGAACGAACAGAGCUCACAGGGAGCAGUUCAGGACCAUUCACAGUGUUCACAUGGUGAAUCAGUUACACACAAGCAUCACAUACUCAGGUUUCCCAGUGUGCUGCUCUUCCUACUCAGUAAAGACAACAACAUUUUAAAUUGCUUCAUUUCUUAGGGAUUAAGUAAGGAAAAGCUCCACAAAUGCAUGGUCUGCCUCGAUGUUUAUGCUAUAAACUCCCUCUUACCAAAUUAUUCAUCUCUUAUUUUUCUUUUUUUUUUUUAACUUUUGACUAUACAUUUUUUUUGCCUAGUGUUCUGACUUCCAGGAUGUAGGGCAGAAAGGUCCUGUUAACAGCAAUGGCUUCAGUAACAGAAGAGUGGGGCAGAUGUGGGAGAGACACAGGCUUGUGCAGUAUCUGUAGCAUCAUUGUUGCUUAAUGCUGAUGAGCCAGUAAGCAGUUGUCAAUCCAGCACUUGAAAGUUCAGCUGCUUCACCUCUGUGGUUUCCUCUGAGCCUAUCCAGUGCUGCCUUUCAAAUGCCUAUCUCAGACUUCAGCAGUGAAUUCAGAUGUGUAGGGAGAGGUGGUGUGCUAAUGUUGUGAUCAGGUGAAGCCACCCCUAGGUGCAUGGAGCAGUAGGGAUGAAUGACAAGGACUGUCAGGGAACAGACUUACUUUCUGAGCCCAGGUACCAUGUUAAACCAGUGAAGCAUCUUUAGGAAUGUCUUUAAACCAAAUACUCUUUCAAAGCAUGGUGCUUUUAGCCUCUAAAUCCUUUGAUAACAAUUGUAAGCUUCAGAGGGGAUCAGGCUCCUUGUACUAGUGCCUUCUAGCUUCCUGAUGAGCCUCUACGGACAAAUUUUUUUUGAAAAUUAUCUUAGGAAUCUUAAAGUUUAAACUGCAUUUCCUUACCAUCAUUUUGUGAAAGAUCUUAUCCUUUAUUGAACAUUUAUUUUGCUUUAGUUCUUUUGGCUUUUUACUUUGGUUUGUAGAAGAGUUGAAAGUGAAGCUUUUAAAAAACUAAAUUAAAAAAAGAACAAAACAAAAACCAAAACUCAGCAACUUCCAGAAGGGAUAUGACCAGAAGGGAUUGUGUCCAAAUUACUAUUAUGCCUAACUCAGUGCUUCAGACCUCCAGGAUCAAUGUUCAGAGAGGCAGGGUAUUAAUGCCAAGCAGUUGCUUUCUGAAGAAAGUCAUUGGUUCUGCUGCUUUUUGUUUUUGAGCCAUGCCUGUCAUAUGUGACAAUUUAAGUUUUGUAAUGGGUUUUUGUACUGAUCACUGUAUGCAUGGAACAUUAGUCACAUUUGAUGUAUCACUGUGCACUCUCCUAUUUGACACAUUCACUGUUUUUGUUUUUCUGGCAUGCACAGAGAUCUGGGAUCUCGGGUUUGUGUGUUAGAUUUUUGGUAGAUCUGCAUUUGAUAUACCUCACAGAACUACUAGUUAAUAUAUCGACAAAACAGUAAGCUAAUAUUACAGGCAGGCAGUGAAUUACCUCCCCUGCUAAGCAGUGGCUGUAUAGGCAGACCAAGAACCUGAUAACUGAGAUUUGCUGUGGUAGCUUCUUUAUUAUCUCUAGUUGCUGCUUUCAUGGGUAAACCAUUUCCAAAGGGAACCAGUAUCUGUGUUGUCUGUCAUGGCUCAAUUGGCAGAUGCGCUGUGUUUCUUCAUCUUCAGGUGGGGGACCAGAACUUUCCCGUGCCAGGAACGUGGCAGCAGCACACUCUGUUGACCUCCAGCUUUAGGCUGCUCUAAAGAGGCAUUUUCAAGCCACCUUUUUCGUUGCUGUUGAUAGGUUCAGCUGGGUAAAGCUUAGAGCUGUGGUGUUUUCUGUGACCAUGUCCUCCAGGACACUCAGUUGAACAUAAAUAGCAGCAAAAAUGUAAGCAACUGGGUGCAUUGGAGAGAGAAGGUGUUCAGACAUCACUGAAAAGGCAAUGAUCAAUUGCGUGCUCUAUUUUAAAAUAAAUAUUGCUUUGUAAAUACAAUACUUGUAUCCCUGCAAGUAGAUAAAAAAAUAGUAAAAUAAUUUGAAAUAUAUAAGAACAAUGUAACAUUUAGAGAAUGAGAUUGCUAACAGGGCUCUGUGUACCAUAAACCUAUGAAGAGCUUCCCAUGUAAAUAGCAUCUUCUGUUCUGCCACAGACUUUGAUGAAGGCUUCGGUGUAAAUGACAUUUAAUAUUUAUAACACCAAGUUCUAACUCUUUAUGCACACAUGUGCUUACAUUAUCAUGUGCCUAGGUGCAUAUGGCAGAGGAAGUCUGCUUGCAAUCGCUGAAGUGAUUUUUUUGGAGCCCUGUGUGUGAAUAUAUACCUUCUGAGACAGUUUUGUCUAGAGGAAGCAGCUGCCAUCUGUGCUCCUCCCAACACACUUCACACCACUUGUGGUGCUGUGCAUUUAAUGGUGCUCUGCAUGGCUGAUGCUCAGAGAUGCUGUUCACAGUUUGCAAAAUUUGUUGGUUUUUUUCCUUGCCUUUUCCUUAGCCAGCCUGGAAACACGGUCCCAGACCCCAGAUGCUAGAUAAGGAUUCAGAAAUGUUAGUGUUUAAUUUCCUUAUGUUUAAGACUGUCCUAAAUAUCUCAUUAGGAGCUGGAAAACAGUUUCUUCAACCACAAUUUUCUUUCCCCUCCCCCAUUUAUAUAACUCUGGAUUUUCCCCAGUGUUUUUAAGAUAGCCAGUGUUUGUUUCCUUUUUGCAUGUUAUACAAACAAACCUCAGAUGAUAUUGGCAGGCUUUCUGUAACUUUACAAGUUGUCCCAGGGUGCGUGACAAUACUUCUCCCUCACAAAACAUCUAUUAAUUCCUUCUGCUUUUACAACUAAAAAAAAUGCCUCCAGAGGUAUUUUGCAUUUUGGAGGGCAGGGGCUCAGCUUCCCCAUGCGGGUGAGCUGGUCUAAUGACAGGGUGUUUCAUGAGAGGAUGGCGUUAAUCCCUCUCCAGUCUCACCCUCUUCUUGCAACAGCACUGCUCAGGUGACUUUGUGGUGCAGCAGAGCAGAUGAAAUCCUUGGUUUUUAAUAUGAUACCUAACAAAAUCUCUAGGACAGUCCCAAAUCUGCACUUUGACUGAAAGCAAGCUUCAGUGGAGGUGUAUGCACAGCUUCCGCUGGAAGGCUCAAUACCUUUGCAACUCAUUUGGUCUCAUAUUGUGCAAAAGGUAGUGAGUAAAACUAACCCAGAGACAAAGCAAGAAAUGAAGUGUUCUCAUUUUCAUUACUUGGAUUAAGAAAAAUUAAAAAAUAAAUAGCUUGAGAAGGGCAAAAUAAAAUAGAAAGGUCACUCUCUUUAGUAGUAAUACAAUUUAAAAAGAAUCCUUGAACAUCAUUUUGUCAAUGUUUUCUUAAUGUGGUUCAAGAAUGGCUUUGGAUGAACAUUUUAUGUUUCAUAGCAUGUCAAAAGUUUGUAAAGCUGGGGAUAACAAAAAGAGAAGACAACUGAAACAACUCAUGUCUGAAAUCCUACUUGAAGGUAACACUAAUUUGAACUUUGAGCCUGUUGUGGUGCACAAAACAUCAGAACUGGUGUAAUCAUACAGGUCACCUGAAAAAAACACACAACAUUGUACUAUAAUGCUGUAACUUUAAAACAUAUACUGUGAACAGGUUCAAUGUUUUUUUAGCUCUUUUUAUACCGUAUUUUUUACAGCAUAAAUAAUUUGCUUAGAGAUGUUUAUGUUCUGUUUUUAUGAAAAUUUUAAUGGACUUUUGUUUAAUACUAGUGAAAAUAUUGUUUGCCAAUUUCAAAUAGUCAUCUAUAGAAGUUAAUUCUGAAAACAAAUCAAUAGACUGAGCUGAAAAAAAUAGUCUUCAUAACACACUAAAUCUAAUAAGUCAUUCAACACAUUUUUGUUGCUGAAUGAUACUGAAAUCUUCCAGCUUCCAUGUCUGCUAUUGAAAAAUUACUUCUUUCACAAUUUUAGCAAAAUCAUCACAUGGCACUUUAAUGAAGCUGUAGCAUGUCAAGUAAAAUACUGUUUCAACAAAGUGUAUCAAUAUAAAAAUUUAUCAGCUAAGCAGUUAAACAAAUGCAUGCUUAAAAAAGGAAGCAUGGGAUCAUGUUGGGGAUAUAAUAUUUCAGUGUGGCAGUUGACAUUUAAGACUAACCUAACACUAAGAUACAACUCUGCAUAUAUUUUAAACCUAGUUUGCUUGCUUGUUGUAACUCCUGUUGUAUUGCUUGGGUGUCUAAAAGUAAGCAUGUGUUUAACAAUUUUGCCAUAGUAUUGCCAUGAAAUUUAAUAAAUAUAUUUUCUUACACUCUUA
Molecule: messenger RNA, 10406 nt
Organism: Corvus hawaiiensis (hawaiian crow)
Lineage: Eukaryota; Metazoa; Chordata; Aves; Passeriformes; Corvidae
Gene: LIFR
Product: LIF receptor subunit alpha
Exons: 20
Coding region: 344-3610 (1088 amino acids)
Biological process (GO): cytokine-mediated signaling pathway
Cellular component (GO): external side of plasma membrane; membrane
Molecular function (GO): cytokine receptor activity; protein binding
Source: RefSeq, a predicted model, not a curated record